Molecule: messenger RNA, 1845 nt
Organism: Pedinophyceae sp. YPF-701
Lineage: Eukaryota; Viridiplantae; Chlorophyta; Pedinophyceae
Source: the annotation of a GenBank genome assembly
AUGCCUGCAACUACCACGAGGAAGCGGGCGCGCAGCUCGCUGUCUGAGCCCCCGCACCGGCCGGCGCCCGGCGCCCCGGACCUCGCCGGGCAUUAUGUGCCGUUGCACCCGUCCACGUGCGCGCCGCUCCACGACCCCCCGCCCCGCGGGGACGCAGACAUCGUCGAUGCCCUGCGCGCGAAGCUCGCGGGGCCGUAUGCCAUCGCCGGCAACGCGAGGUACCCUCCGAGGAUCCUGUCGUGGUUGCAGCCCGUCGCCGAUGCCCUGGAGGCUCACCUGUCCCCGCUUGUUGCGGAAGCGACCGACGCGCCCGCCGUGCACUGCUCCGCGAUCCUCGUCGGCAAGCGCGGUUCCGGCCUGUCGACCGUCGCGUGCGCCGCUCUCUCGCAGCUCGCGCGCCGCUGCAACACCCCCCCCGCGGGCCGUGAAACCCCCCUCCCGCACAACCCCGCCGACGACGCCGAGGCGGUCGCCGCCAUGGCCGACGCGGUGUCCGACAGCGACAGCGACCCCGCCGAGGGCGCCGACGCCGACGCGGAGCGCGCGCAGCGCCAGACCCGCGCACUGGACGUGCUGUCACGCCGCCUGGCGCAGGGCCCGCGGCUCGGCGUGGUGCGCCUGAGCGGGCACGUGCACAGCGGCGACGACCGCGUGGUCUACCGGGAGCUCUGCCGGCAGAUCUGCAGGCAGUGGCGCCUGCCGUACGCCCGCACCAGCUCGAUCGGGCGUAACUGGACCCUUUUGGAGACACUCCUGGGGUCGUUACGGGCCGCGGGGCGCGCGCUGGUGCUGGUGCUUGAGGACAUGCAGGAGUUCACGACGUUCCGGCAGCGCCUGCUGUACAACGUGCUCGACCUGAUGCACACGAAGGAGGUGCGUGCGGCGGUGGUGGGGCUGGCGGCGCCGGCGACGAUCCGGGAGAUGCUGGAGCGGCGCGUGCGGUCGCGGCUGAUCCACCGCGCGAUCGUGCUGCGUGUGCCGGCGCCGUCGGCGCCGCUGGGGGGCGACACGCCGGCGUCUGAGCGGCCGCGCGGGGGGGCGGCGGCGGCGGCGGUAUCGGCGCGGAACGAGGACGUCAAUGCGGAGAUGAUGGCGAUGAUGGACGACGUGGGCGCGCCGCAGCAUCUCGACGCGCACGUCAUGCUCCAGGAGAUGCUGAGCGUGUCGGAGUCUCCGCGUGCGUUCCCGGACACGGCGGCAGCGCGGGCGCACAACAAUGCCGUGGCGAAGGCCCUGUCCGACGCCGCACUGCGCGAGGACCUCGCGUGGCGCGUGCGGCUGGAGGAGUUCGGCCCGGGCCUGCACGCGCUCGCGUCGAUCGCGCGCGCGGUCGUCUCCGGCGUCGUCGCGGCUCAGCAACGCACGGGGGGGCCUGCGCCGCCGGUGACGACAGCGCAAGUCGCGGCGGCGAUUCGGGGCCUCGAGGCGACGACGGAGAGGGAGCUGCGCAUCCGGUCGCUCGCGGACGCGAGCAUGUGCCAGCUGUACAUGCUGGCGGCGCUGAUCCGCCUGGACGGCCGCGGGGGGGAGUCCCUGCCCAACUUUGGGAGGUGUUAUGCCGAGUACCUCGGCAUGAACCCGGGGCGGAACGCGGCGUUCUCGCGGUCGGCGUGCCUCGCCGCCUUCGAGGAUCUGAUCGAGGACGGCCACGUGGAGAUCGCGGCGGGAGGCGCGCGGUGGGAGGACCUGGGGGUGAACAGGGCGUACGUGGCAGCCGCGCCGCGCACGGCGGCCGCGGAGGCGCUCGAGGCGCUGCAGCGCGUGCGGACCGAGCGCGGGGACCCCGCUGCGGAGAUGCUCGACAAGUGGAUCCGGCUCCAGGGCGUCGCCAACGUCGACGUUUAA